UGAUGGCAGCUGUUAGAUAUCGUACUGUUGUGACUGAUUGUUUAACUCAGUCCAUAUUAUUUUAUUUAUUUAAACAAAAAUUGUCUUAUGUUGAUCUCCUGCAGUCUGCUUGGGUGUUGGAAGACCAGCUUAUCUUCUGUCUCACUGUCUCUUUGGACAAGCUGCCAGUCAGUACACGUAAAGCCAAGAUUGUAGUCACUGUGUGGAAGCAGAUGGAGGAAAAUGCAGAAUUAAGGGAGCUUGGCUACCUGACUCUGCUGCAGUUUAGGAGUCCAACAUGCACCUUCAGACAAGAUCUUAGCACCUUCAAGGCACAAGUCAGCACUACUCUGGAUGUUCUUCCACCUCCCAGCGUCCAGUGUCGACAGAUGACUGUUUCUGGAAAACAUCUGACCGUCCUCAAGGUGAUGAACUGCAGCUCACAGGACAGAAUGUGUGUCAAAGAUGUGAAGAUUCUUCCAAACUAUAACUCGUCUUACCUUCCCAUGAUGCCUGAUGGCUCAGUGCUCGUAGUCGACAAUGUCUGCCACCAGUCAGCGGAGAUCACCAUGGCUUCAUUCUGUCGGAUAGACAACAAAUCAUCACAUUUACCUUGUAUGCUUAGUGCCCUGGAGGAGCAGACCUUCAUUUUUCAGCUGCAGCUACAAGAGAAAGAAGAACAGCAAUCCAGCAAGGGUUUGGAAGUCCCAUUGUUGGCUGUCCUACAGUGGCACAGUCCAGUACAUCCUGCCAUGAGAUGCAUCUCUACUUGUUACUCGAUACCCAGCGUUCACUUAAAUCGUCCAGAGUUGGUGAUGAUGGCGUCCUGCCCAAGGACCAUCAGGCCUCAACAACACUUCUUGGUGAAAUAUACGCUGCUCAACAAUUUGCAAGAUUUCCUUGCUGUUCGUCUGAUCUGGAAUUCAGAGGGAGGAAGUGAGCAGGAUCCCAGUGUGGGAGCGGUUGUGUGCCAGUCUCCGCUCAACAACCUGGGCCAGUGUAAGAAAGGUUCCAUGCUGUCCUUCACUGUGGCCUUCCAGAUUCUCAAAACUGGGAUUUUUGAGCUGAGCCAGCAUAUGAAGUUUACAGCUUCUGUGCCCGCACCGCCCACGGAGCCUCAGUCACCUUUGAAAAACACCUUCGAAGGACGAAGCCUGAGCCGGUUAAAGAGCUUCCCCCACCACCAGCCAUUUUGGUCAGGCGCUAUGGCAGAGCUCCAGACAACAACCUCUCCUGCAGGAACUGUUAAUCGAGCCCCUCACCUGCCCCCCGACCCCAGCUUUGUUUCACUGGUAAAAAUAGCCAAGAGAGAGUGUAAGGUGCUAGUGCUGGAAUAAAUCAAAGAUGUACACAAAAGGUGAUCUGGACUGUGGGAGCUUAUGACAAAAGCAUCACUGUUCUGCGGCUGUGCUUCAACACAGAGCAGCCGUCAGAUCUUUGUCUUCAUGAAGAAGAAGCAGCAGUCCUACUAUAAUAAAUGGUAAAGAUGGAGUCAGUGAAUGAGGAAUGAAAGAUGAGUCAGAGGACUGGUGCUGAUGAGAUUCUGAUGUGAGCUCAGGUCAGUGGAGGGAUACUUCUGUUUGUUACGCUUCUCCCUGAUGACAAAUUCCCUCCAUCACAUCAACAUUUUUAUUUCCUUUAAAGACCUUUUAAAAAUGUUUGUUUUUGCUAAACCUGUUUAACUGUGUAUAACUGUUCAUACACGUCUCUGUUUAUGCUUGAAUCUGUUGGUUUCACUCGAGUUUCCUUUUAGCAUCAUUGAGUCAGGCUCAAUAGCACAAAGUAAGCUCCAGUAUGUUCAUGUCUCAAAAUGUGGACGUGAUAACAGAACUUUUUACUUUUUACGUUUUUGUAAAGAAAUGUUUUUUGUUUUGUUUUGCAUCCUGUGCUGUCAACAGACCAUAAUGUCAUCACAUUUCAAUUAAUUUAACUUAAUCUUAUUACAGUAUCCAUGUGACCUUUAUAUGUAACAAUAAAUAUGUAAUUACUCAUUCUAUUUAACAUGUCAAAGGUUUACAGCUGGUUCUUGGCUUCUUGCCUCAAACUUAAAGGAUUUAUGUCUUAAACUAUUCUUAUGUCAGCCUCUAUGGUUUGCACAGAGACUGAUGGGCUAAAAGUUUUGUUUUAUAAUAGGAUCCAAUCAGAGUGUGUCGAGCCCUUGCAGUAGUCACUUACUUACUUUCAGUUUAUCUUUUGAUUUAACUUCUAGCAGCACUGUCUAAUAUUUCAGACCUUCCUGCUGUGAUAUUUGCCCCCUCCUUCAUUUCCUUCUUGUUUUUGAUUUAUUAGACUUGCAUGUUCCAGAUCAUAAAAAGACGAGGAUAACCAGAGUAAAUAUCCCAGCAGCUGAGCUGGCGGGCAGCGCACUCAACUUUGUGAACGUGGACCAAAAAUGGGCCCGAUACAGCUUAGAAACAGCUGCUUGAUUUUUUUUUUACAUAAAAAACAUUAACAAUUAUAAAAUCUGCACUUUAGUUGUGAAUAUAAUUUUUGCUAACACUGAUUUUAUUGCACUAUCAUAAAACUGCUUUUCCUGUGCAGUAGAAAACGAGUGAUACUGUAGGAGGCUGACAGUUUAAAGAGGACGUACAGUGGGAUGCAAACGUUUGUGCAACCUUGUUAAUAGUCAUUAUUUUCCUGUAUAAAUCGUUGGUUGUUACAAUAAUUAUUGCACA
Molecule: messenger RNA, 2654 nt
Organism: Haplochromis burtoni (Burton's mouthbrooder)
Lineage: Eukaryota; Metazoa; Chordata; Actinopteri; Cichliformes; Cichlidae
Product: trafficking protein particle complex subunit 14
Exons: 11
Coding region: 3-1316 (437 amino acids)
Biological process (GO): cilium assembly
Cellular component (GO): TRAPPII protein complex
Molecular function (GO): alpha-tubulin binding
Source: RefSeq, a predicted model, not a curated record